Molecule: messenger RNA, 2925 nt
Organism: Magnolia sinica
Lineage: Eukaryota; Viridiplantae; Streptophyta; Magnoliopsida; Magnoliales; Magnoliaceae
Product: pentatricopeptide repeat-containing protein At3g49170, chloroplastic-like
Exons: 1
Coding region: 1-2925 (974 amino acids)
Biological process (GO): RNA modification
Molecular function (GO): zinc ion binding; protein binding; RNA binding
Source: RefSeq, a predicted model, not a curated record
AUGGCAGCUGUUUCAGCAGCGGCCGGCCUACUUCCUCAGUACCUCAACCAACGCUCCAAGGCCAAUACCCACCUUCUCUUUCUUAAACCCAUUCCACCCAGACAUUUUCACAAACACCUACCUGCAUCUCAGUGCCUCACCUACAAUCCAUGCAUCGUUUCCAUUUCUGAAGACGCAGUAUCGAUCAAUGUCUCCGCUUCCAAAUUAACCCAACAAGUCGCCGAUCUUAGAAGCCUCUGCUCGCAAGAACGACCACGAGAUGCUUCGGAUCUGUUAAACGAGAUAGAGAACAAACACUCUCCGUCUGGAUUCGAUACGUUCACCUACAACAACGUUUUAAGUUCCCUUAUAAAGCAAGGGAAAUUGGAUGACGCAUACCGAAUGUUCGAUAAAAUGCCUGAGCGAAACGCUAUCUCGUGGUCGUCUAUUAUUGCAGCAAACACUCGAUCUGGGAAUUUCCAACAAGCAUUCCACCUGUUUGAUGAAAUGAUGGAGGCUGGCACAUGCCCCAAUGAAUUCGCAUUGGGGAGCCUUCUCAAGGCAAGUGCUGGUCUGAGAGAUGUCUGUAUCGGUAGGCAGCUUCAUGGGUGGUGCUUACGUAUAGGGUUUGUCUCAGAUGCUGGUGUGCGGACCUCCCUCAUAACCAUGUACUCGAGCUGUGGUUUCUUAGACGAUGCUGCGUUGGUGUUCAGAGAGAUCCCACUUUCUUCUCUAGAUGAUGUCCCAACAUGGAAUUCAAUGAUAGCUGCUUAUGUCUUCAAUGGGUGCUGGAGCGAAUGUUUUCAAUUGUUUUCAGAUAUGCUCUGGAUGGGACUGGUGGCCCCAACAGAGCGCACUUAUGCCAGUAUGAUCAAUGCUUGUGGUUCUGUUAGGGCACUUGAUCAUGGGAAGACAAUACAUGGAAAGAUCGUCAAAGAUGGAUUGCUCAACAUGACGACAAUGGGGAAUUCUCUCAUUACGUUCUACUCCAAGUGCUGGACUUUGGACGAUGCAAACAAAAUGUUCAAAACAAUCCCUUCGAAAAACAUAGUAUCUUGGAAUGCAAUUGUGGCUGCACAUGAACAGAAUGAUGAUGAAAAAAGUGCCAUUGAUUUGUUUCAUAGACUACUCAGGUUAGAAUCUUGUGCAAAACCAAACCGCAUAACGUUUCUCAGCGUGCUCAGUGCUGUGUCUUCUGUUUCGGGCUUAAAGCAUGGAAGAGAAAUCCAUGCUCAAAUGAUCAAAAUGGAACUUGAAGACAAUACAAGCAUUGCCAAUUCGCUUAUUACAAUGUAUUCUAAGUGCGGGGAAGCAACGAAAGCAAGGAGGGUUUUUGAGAGGCUACCAUGCAGGGACAUUGUGAGUUGGAAUUCAAUGCUUGCGGGUUUUGUGCAGAACGAGCAGUUAGAGAACUGUUUGGAGCUAUUUACAAGAAUGCCAUUGUCAGGAUAUGAACCGGAUGAUCAUAGCUUUACAAUUGCUCUUGGUGCAGUGUCAUCACAUCCAUCCAUGUCGAAAUGUUGGAGAUGGGGUAGGGAGAUCCAUGGCCAUGUAAUAAGGCAGUCUUCCCAUGCGGUGGUAGGCACUUCAACGUAUAAUUCUAUCCUUACAAUGUAUGCUAAGUGUAAUAAGGUGGCGGAUGCCGAGAAGAUCUUCAAGGGCAUCAACAAGCGAGAUUCCUACUCUUGGAAUGCAAUGAUGGAUGGGUAUUCCAUCAAUGGUAAUUACAAUGAUGUGAUCUUGCUCUUUAUAGAUAUGCUUGAGCAAAGCUUGCAAUAUGAUCAUUUGUCUUUUUCGAUUCUUCUCACUGCCUGUGGUAGAUCGGCUUCAAUACAGCUGGGCAAGCAGUUUCAUGCUUCUGUCGUAAAACACCGGUAUAACCAUUGUAAUCUUCAAACUUCUUCAUUGUCAAUCAAUAACGCAUUGGUGUCCAUGUACUCAAAAUGUGGUAGCAUCAGUGACGCAUCGAGCAUCUUUGUAAGGAUGGCCAGGAGGGAUGUGUUUUCAUGGACCGCCAUGAUCACUGGGUGUGCACAUCAUGGCAUGGGUUAUGAAUCUCUCCAACUCUUUGAGAGGAUGAUAGCAGAGGGUAUCAAGCCAAACUCUGUAACAUUUCUGGGGGUGCUUACAGCUUCUGCUCAUGCUGGUCUUGUCAAUGAAGGGAUUCAUUAUUUCAACUCCAUGAGCAAGAGCCACAAUGUAAAUCCUAGCAUCGAGCACUACGCUUGCAUGGUUGAUCUAUUUGGUCGUUUGGGUCAGUUUGGAAUCGCUAAAACAUGGGUUGAGGCCGGCAUUUCUUCCCUCAAACUCGAGCAAGGUGCUUGCUUGAUUCUGUGGAAAGUGUUGCUUGGAGCAUGCCAUGCACAUAAGCAACUUGAUCUUGGUGUGCACGCCGCAAUGAAAAUUCUAGACUUGGAACCUGAAGAUGAGACUACCCACAUACUUCUGUCAAAUCUCUAUGCUGCCUUUGGCAUGUGGAGCGAUGCAGUGCGAGUGAGGAGGUGGAUGAAAGAUAAAGGGUUGAAGAAACAGGAAGUCGGGAGCAGCUGGAUCGAGGUCAGGAACAGACGGCAUGUUUUUGUGGCGGGAGAUGUUUGUCAUCCACAUUGGAAGGAGAUUUAUGAGAAGCUGGAGGCAUUGGAUGGAGAAUGUAGAGACAUGGGCUAUUUCCCCAUGAUGGAGUAUGUUCUUCACGAUGUUGAUGAUUUGCAGAAGGAAGCGAUCAUUGCUUCUCAUAGUGAGAAGUUGGCUGUUUCGUUUGGUCUAUUGCAAAGUGGGAAAGGAAAGGGCAUCAUCAGGGUGAUUAAGAACCUUCGAGUGUGUGGGGAUUGUCACAACUGGAUGAAAUUCGUCUCACAAGUAGAAGGGCGAGAGAUUGUACUAAGAGAUUCACGCCGUUUCCACAUUUUCAAAGGUGGGAUGUGUUCGUGCCGAGAUUAUUGGUAA